This is a messenger RNA of Drosophila innubila, 1472 nucleotides long. Its product is annotated as glyceraldehyde-3-phosphate dehydrogenase 2. NCBI's taxonomy places the organism in Eukaryota, Metazoa, Arthropoda, Insecta, Diptera, Drosophilidae. The transcript has 2 exons. The record is from RefSeq and is a predicted model, not a curated record. Gene Ontology annotation, biological process: glucose metabolic process. Bases 127 to 1125 code for a protein of 332 amino acids. Gene Ontology annotation, molecular function: NAD binding; oxidoreductase activity, acting on the aldehyde or oxo group of donors, NAD or NADP as acceptor; NADP binding.
AACUCGACACAAUACGCGAAUCUCAAGUCGUUUUAGUCAGAGGCAGUUGCAGUUGAUUCCCGACGGGUGAACUGAGCGAAAGUAAAAGUGUGAUCUGUUCCAGGCAAAGAAAAAACUAAUUUAAAUAUGUCGAAAAUUGGUAUUAACGGAUUUGGCCGCAUCGGUCGUCUGGUGCUGCGCGCCGCCAUCGACAAGGGCGCCACCGUCGUUGCAGUUAACGAUCCCUUCAUCGAUGUCGAGUACAUGGUCUACAUGUUCAAGUUCGACUCGACCCACGGCCGUUUCAAGGGCACCGUUGUCGCCGAAGGUGGCUUCCUGGUCGUCAAUGGCCAGAAGAUCACCGUGUUCAGCGAGCGGGAUCCGGCCAACAUUAACUGGGCCAGUGCUGGCGCUGAAUACAUUGUCGAGUCGACCGGUGUCUUCACCACCAUCGACAAGGCCUCCGUUCACUUGAAGGGCGGUGCCAAGAAGGUCGUCAUCUCGGCUCCAUCCGCCGAUGCGCCCAUGUUCGUGUGCGGCGUCAAUCUGGAUGCGUACAAGCCGGACAUGAAGGUCGUCUCGAACGCCUCCUGCACCACCAACUGCCUGGCCCCCUUGGCCAAGGUUAUCCACGACAACUUCGAGAUCGUUGAGGGUCUGAUGACCACGGUGCAUGCCACCACUGCCACCCAGAAGACCGUCGAUGGCCCCUCCGGCAAGUUGUGGCGUGAUGGUCGCGGCGCUGCCCAGAACAUCAUUCCAGCAUCCACUGGUGCCGCCAAGGCCGUCGGCAAGGUCAUUCCAGCCCUCAACGGCAAAUUGACCGGCAUGGCUUUCCGUGUGCCCACACCCAAUGUGUCCGUCGUCGAUCUGACUGUCCGCCUGGGCAAGGGCGCCAGCUACGAUGAGAUCAAGGCCAAGGUCCAGGAGGCAGCCAACGGUCCAUUGAAGGGCAUCUUGGGCUACACCGACGAGGAGGUCGUCUCCACCGACUUCCUCAGCGACACGCACUCGUCCGUGUUUGACGCCAAGGCUGGCAUCUCUCUCAACGACAAAUUCGUCAAGUUGAUCUCCUGGUACGACAACGAGUUCGGUUACUCCAACCGCGUCAUCGACUUGAUCAAGUACAUGCAGAGCAAGGAUUAAAUACACCAACUAAUCCACUAAACAACUAAAUAAAUAUGUAUCUGCAUCUACAAUGUUAUCUUCUCAGUACGCACAAACAGGAGGUGUUGUAGCAUUUAACUAUAGAUGAGAAGCAUCCGUUUUAUGCCCACACACACACACGCAUUACCCGAUUACUCAAUAAAUGAAAAACAUAUACAUACACACGUAUAAAAAUGUCACUCAUACAUGCAUGCACAUAUAUAUGCAUGUGUGUGCACCUGUAAUGUAUUUCCAACAGAUCUUCUCCCUCCUGUUUGAUAAACCGCGCAACAACAGUUACAUAAAUUAUAUAACCUAAUCUCGUUACAAAUAUAUUAAAAAAAAAA